Trichomonas vaginalis G3 is the source of this 195-nucleotide messenger RNA. RefSeq lists its product as uncharacterized. The transcript has a single exon. NCBI's taxonomy places the organism in Eukaryota, Parabasalia, Trichomonadida, Trichomonadidae. The record is from RefSeq and is a predicted model, not a curated record. The annotation marks the transcript as partial.
AUGGAAGCGAACAAACAAAGCUUCCUGCUAGGCUGUUGCCAAUCCAGAAGCCAGAGGGUGACUGAAGAAACAGUCCUCUGGCGACGAAGGAAAUAUUUGAUGGGUGGCGAGAGUCCGAAGGACCGAGGAUCAAGAUGCCCAGAUCUCGAUUCAACAAGCAAAUCGGCAAAGGAAAACGGGGCCGUCGCACAAAGC